Molecule: messenger RNA, 2362 nt
Organism: Hypanus sabinus (Atlantic stingray)
Lineage: Eukaryota; Metazoa; Chordata; Chondrichthyes; Myliobatiformes; Dasyatidae
Product: NACHT, LRR and PYD domains-containing protein 3-like
Exons: 4
Coding region: 95-1894 (599 amino acids)
Cellular component (GO): cytoplasm
Molecular function (GO): protein binding
Source: RefSeq, a predicted model, not a curated record
CCGUGGUAAGCUAGAAAAAAUCCGGACUGAUCAGUUAUUCAAGAGGAGUUUUGUUCAGAAAUUGAAAAGAUCUAUCUUUAGAAACAAAUCAGGGAUGUCCGCAGCAGUGGCCGGAGUCCCAGGGAUCGGGAAAACAACAAUGGUACAAAAGAUUGUUUACGACUGGGCCGAGAGGAAGAUAUACCAACAAUUCCAGUUUGUCUUCAGUUUCAAAUUCCGGGAUUUAAACACCAUUAACUGCAGAAUAAACCUGAAGGAACUGAUUCUGGAUCAGUAUCCUUACUUUGGGAAUAUCCUGAGAGAGGUCUGGAAGAACCCAGAGGGAUCGCUGUUUAUAUUUGAUGGUUUGGAUGAAUUCAAGUACAGAAUCGAUUUUGCUGACAGUCGGAGAGAUACAGAACCCAAGCACCAGUGUCCAGAUCCCGAGUGGUGGUGCGAAGUGUCUGACAUUGUGUACAGUUUAAUCCAGGGCAAGCUGCUCCCAGGGUGUUCAGUGCUGGUGACCACCCGCCCCACUGCGUUACAUUUAUUGGAAAAGGCCGAUAUCAGUGUCUGGGCUGAAAUCCUGGGAUUUGUUGGUGAGGAACGGAAGGAAUAUUUUAUCAGGUAUUUUGAAGAUCAGACGGUGGCCGAAGCUGUUUUCAAUUAUGUGAAGGAGAAUGAGAUCCUGUACACCAUGAGCUACAACCCCUCCUACUGCUGGAUCCUCGCUCUGGCACUGGGCCCCUUCUUCACACAAAGAGUCAGGGACCCACAGCGAGUUCCCAAGACCAUCACCCAACUGUACUCCUACUAUAUUUACAACAUCCUGAAAAACCAUGGUCGUGAGAUUGAGAACCCCCGUGAUGUGUUACUCAGGGUUGGUCAGAUGGCCUUCAGAGGAGUGUCCGAGAGGAAGAUUGUGUUUACAGAUGGAGAUUUGAGCAAGUACAAUCUGCAGCCUUCCCAGUUCCUGUCUGGGUUCCUGAUGGAGCUUUUGGAGAGAGAGGAUUCUGCCCAAAGCGUGGUCUACACAUUCCCACACCUCACCAUCCAAGAGUUUGUAGCUGCAGUCGCACAAUUCCUGAAUCCACAUUCCGGGGAUAUCCUGAAAUUCCUCACUGAAGCCCACAACACAACAGAUGGGCGAUUUGAGGUAUUUCUCCGUUUUGUUGCUGGUCUCUCCUCCCCAAUGACAGCUCGGGGCCUGGAGGAGUUUCUGGGUCCAUUUCCUCAUCAAACAACCUGCCGGGUGAUUGACUGGGUGACGGAGGAGGUUAAACGCCAGAGUGGAAACACUUGGAGUGAAGCUGAUAAAAGGAGCCUCCUGAACACAUUGCACUACCUGUUUGAGUCUCAGAAUCGUGGACUGGCUCAGGCCGCUCUGGGAUCUGUGGAAAAACUUUCAUUCCGUGGAAUGACACUGACCCCGAUGGACUGCGCGGUCCUGUCUCAUGUCAUCGGACUCUGUGAUGCAAUAAAACACCUCGACCUGCAGGACUGCCACAUUCAGUGUGAAGGAAUCCAGCAGCUGGGACCCGGGCUGCACAAGUGCCAGGAGUUGAGAUUUGGGCGGAAUGACCUGGGAGAUUCAGGAGUGAAACUGGUGUCUGCGGCUCUGAGGAACCCGGAGUGUAAAAUACAGAUACUGUGGCUGGGGGAUGUCGGUCUCACAGAUUCUGGUGCCGAGGAUCUCGUCUCCGCUCUCAGUACAAAACCAUCACUGACGGGGCUGAACCUGAGAUCAAACUCGCUGACAGACCGAUCUGUCCCCUCUCUCCGCCGCCUCAUACAGACCCUCCCGAGUCUGGAGUGGAUCUGGCUGUGGGACAAUCCGUUCAGUGAGACCGGGGAGAAGGAACUGAGAUCUCGGCGGGGAGUCAGACCCGGACUGAGAGUGGAUCUGAACAUCUGAAUGUGGGGAAUCGGUUCAGUGAGACCGGGAGGAAGGAACUGAGAUCUCGGCGGGGAGUCAGACCCGGACUGAGAGUGGAUCUGAACAUCUGAAUGUGGGGAAUCGGUUCAGUGAGACCGGGAUGAAGGAACUGAGAUCUCUGCAGGAACCCAGGCCCGGACUGACAGUGCAUCUGUGAUCCUGUGAACAUCUGAAUGUGUGAACAUCCCCGCCCGCGGGAUGGAGACAUUUGGCCGACUCCCCGCCCUCCCCUUUAACUCCCGCCCUUACCUCAACAGUGAUUUAACCCACCAUGAGCAACAGAAAAGUCACUGUUGCAGACAGUGCAGAGAGCAACACUGUCAUUAUUCCUGACCCUAUUAGACAGGGGAACACUUCAGUGUCGUCUGGGGUGAAGUACGUUUUGUAUUUUUUUACUCUGCCAUGGCAGAGUAUUCAAUUCUCCCUCCCUCUCUCCCUCCCUUCCUC